Drosophila grimshawi is the source of this 1672-nucleotide messenger RNA. It is a transcript of the gene Ndfip, whose product is annotated as NEDD4 family-interacting protein 1-like. Gene Ontology annotation, cellular component: endoplasmic reticulum; perinuclear region of cytoplasm; Golgi apparatus. Gene Ontology annotation, biological process: metal ion transport; positive regulation of protein ubiquitination; ubiquitin-dependent protein catabolic process. Gene Ontology annotation, molecular function: WW domain binding. Lineage: Eukaryota; Metazoa; Arthropoda; Insecta; Diptera; Drosophilidae. The transcript is spliced from 2 exons. The record is from RefSeq and is a predicted model, not a curated record. The coding region runs from base 68 to 871 and encodes 267 amino acids.
UCGUUAAAAGCGAACGCGCUGCGCAAAAGUGAAAACCUAAUCAACGAACGAACGCACAGCAAAAGUCAUGCCGCACAACAAUCAGCAGCCACCCAGCCAGCCCGGCGAUGAUCCGCUGGGACCGCCCAAGGCGGACUUUAGUGCACCACCCCCAUACGAGCCGGAUGCACUGGGUCAUGGGGGUCAGCAGGUGAUGUUGCCGCAUCAGAUGCCCACGUUGACGGUGACGACACAUGCCGGGGAGGUUGUGGCACCGCCUCAGGAGGGUGGUGGCGAGGUGAUGCUGCCGCAUGAGCUGCACGGCAAGCUGCCCACAUACGAGGAGGUGCAGAUGGAGAAGUCACUAAAUGGAGAAUUGCCGCCCGCAUUUUUGACCUUGACACCGACACAACAGUUGCCGCCGCCGCCGAAUCCAUUGUUGCCACUGCCGCCAAAUCCGUUGCGCGAUGGCACCGGCACUGUGCGUGCCGGUCCGCCGGGUCUGACGUUUAUCGCCAUGAAUGCCAGCGAUCCGGAAAACAGUCUGUCCACCACGGACAAUUUAUUGGGCACGGAUAUAAUGUUUAUUACGGCAUUUAUGGUUGCAUUCCUCUUCAAUUGGAUUGGCUUCCUGAUGCUGACCUGUUUCUGUCACACAAUCGCCGCCCGCUAUGGUGCCCUGUCCGGCUUUGGCCUGUCGCUGGCCAAGUGGACGCUGAUUGUGAAGCAUUCGACGGAUCUGGCUUCGCACGAGAACUCGUGGCUGUGGUGGCUAAUCUGCGCCUUUGGCUUCCUAAUUGCCAUACGCGCCUUCAUUCAGUAUGUGAGCAUUAAGCGAUCCUGGCGAUUGCUCUCCGCCUCUGCCCAGGAGCGGCUGCUCUUCUUCUACUAGGUGUGGGCAACGUCGUCGCCGCCGCCGCCGGAGACGGGAGUCUAUUAUAUGUAAAUACGUUUUAAUUGGGCGAGUUUGUUGUGCAGUCAAUGAUGAAUCAGCGGCGACGUUUGUCCUCCUAUUCCUUCUGUUUUCUUUUUUUUUCGAAACAUAAUCAAUUGCGAACUUACUAUUGGUUAGUGUUUCAGUGUAGUUACUACAUAUAAAUAUAUAUGUUAAAUAGCGCAAGUUAAUCCAUAAAUCCGUUAAAACUAGCAUAAUGCAUACGCGUAAUUGUCAGCCGCAAAGUCACCGCCGUAGUGAGAGUCGGAGAAGGAGAACUAAGAAUCCUUCAAUCCACUGCACCCGUUGUUUGGCUAUUUAAUUUUUCCUUGGCCAAUCUAAUUGAUGUACUUUGUGCGUAAUAUUGUAUAAUGUAAAAUGUGUAUAGAUGUCUCUCGCACUGUAGUAGCUUCUAUUCUAAUUUUUAGAAUCAAAGACACAACCAACACAAAAGGGCAACAACACCUACAAAGAAGAUAUAUAUUGAUAAAUCAUAUAUAUAGAAUAUAUGUUUUUCCCGUUGUUGCAUCUAUUUUUAUGCUGUGGUACUUAAAACAGCUACACAAAAGGCAACAACAGAAGUAAUUUGGCUAGUUAAAUGCAUAACUAUUAUAAUUACUAUUAUUGCUAUUAUUGAAACGUUUAUAAUAAAUGUUUACCCCCUUUGUAUGUAAAUUAAUAAAUGCAUUGCAAGGACGCAUAUCAGAAAUAUACGUCAGUUUUAUGCAAAUUAAUAAAAUCACAAAAAAAAAUCAUAAA